UCCACUACAGUAAUAACUCGUUUCAUUAAGACACUAUCAAUCAUAUUGUGUGAUACACAGUGAUACGCGGAUCAUUAAUUGUAGGGAAUGGUAUAUUUUUUGUUAGACGAAAAUCACGGGCACAUUAAUCUUUCUCAACAUUUACGCGCGAAAAUCGCGCCGUUCCUCUGUCGCCAUAAAUCAUUACCAUCAAACAGACCUCCUCGCGACAACGUCGCUUUUCAUCGGACGCUUUCAAUCUGGGCCUCCAUUAUUUCAUUACAAUAAGUAAUUCCUUCGCCUACAGUCCUGUCACAUUUCGGUAAACACUACGUGAAAUUGGCAAUAAAUUCCGAUUAAAAACAUUGUUCCGGCGUCGGGAAUGCGCGACAACAAUAGCCAGUGAUAGAGACGUUCCUCGAUAAAGAUGUUCACUUGGAUGUUUUGUUAGGAUUAACAAUACAUUUUAUUUGGCUACGAGCCUACGCUGCCCACACGCCUCAGCUAAUGGCCAGGAUUGUAUGAAAAUGUAAAAACUGAAUGGAUGCGUUUGUAUGGGGCCAAUAAUAAGUUCUCAUGGGGGCUAUUGUUAAGAUUUCUUUUUGCUUAUCGCGGUCUUUGUAUAAUGGGGUAGGUGUCAAUCGCGGGCAGGUGUACGGUUUCUCGGUCCGACGGUCGAGGGAUAAAAAUGCUCAUAAUUUAGUAUUGCAGCUGCCCGACGGUCGGCCGGUCGAUCCGGGCUCGAACUUAUUCCUUUUGUUAUAACGAAUUCCAGAAUUUCAACUCGCAGUCAUCAUUUUUAAUUUGUGCUCGGUUACGCUCGGCGUGGGUUGUAAUUAGAUGGUAUUCUGGCGUAACGCCGAAUUAGCCCAACUUGUGUCUGUUAUGAAUAUACACGGGUAUGAGCUUCAAUAAGAAAUUUGAAUUAAAUAUCGCCCGAGGGCUUUGUGCUGUGGUUUUAUACAUUCAAUUCUGUUUGAUGGUGAAUCAACUGUGUAUGAAGAACAAUAGCCUUAGUGGUAUGCUCUUCAAACUCCUAUGAGAACUGUCACCGUAAUCGUCUUUAUUUGUACACUCAAAUCAGAAGCACAAGGGUUACGUGAGCGAUAAAAGCCCUCUUGACGCACGCUCGUCCAAGUUGGCCUAACUACUAAGGCACAUGACUCCGUAUAUCAAAAGUUUAUAACAUCAAGCCACUGCCUACACUUAGGUCCCAGGUGGCGUAUACAUGAGAUGUUAUGGGCUCACGCGGCAUAGGAAAGUGGCGGUGGUUGGUGGUAGUAGCGGCGUGGGUAUGCGGCGCUACCGCGAGGACCCUGUGUCCACCGCGAUGUGCGUGCGACGACGCCAUGCGAGCUGCGUCCUGCGCCAAUGCAGGCCUCGAAAUAGUCCCCAUACAACUCAACCCAGAAGCAACGCACAUCAAUCUCACCCACAACACCAUUGCAGACCUUCUAUACACCUUCGCCUUCUACACGCAGCUGACAAUCCUCGACAUCUCCUACAACAGAGUACAGGAUUUAGGUAGUAAAAAUUUCGACAACAACAUGGAAAUGACCCACCUCAACGUAAGCCACAAUGCGCUCAAGAAACUAGACAAAGACACCUUCGUAGGUUUGAAGAGAUUACUUGACUUGGAUUUAUCAAAUAAUGAUAUAUCAACCAUACACCCGCAGACAUUUAAGGACCUCGCCGUUUUAGAAAGGCUCGACCUAUCAAACAAUAGAUUAGUGAGUUUCGAGGCCGAAACGUUCGAGCCCCUAUCGUCGCUUAAAAUUUUGUCGCUGAAAAACAACUCCAUUUUAGAAAUUCCAUCGACAAAUCUGUUCUAUGUGAUCCGUUUGGAAUAUUUGGACCUAUCUGAGAAUUUAAUUCAGCAAAUAGAUAAACAUGGAAUUCCAUAUUUGAAAGAGUUGAAGCAUUUAGACUUUAAAAACAAUAUAAUUGAAAGCGUUGAUCAAUUGGGCUUACACAAUUUGCCUUCUUUACGCCAUUUGGAUCUCAGCGAUAACAAUUUGACAUCCAUCCCUACAUCUGCUCUUUCUAAACUAUCAAACUUAUCUCAUUUGUACUUAAGCGGAAACUUCUUUCAUAACAUUUCGUCAUUGUCUUUCCAGAGCCUAUUUCACCUGAAACAUUUACACUUGAGUAGAAUUUAUGACUUAGAGAAGAUAGAUUCUAGGGCUUUUGUAGAUAAUAUUAAUUUGCAAAAAAUAUGGAUGAACGAAAACGUAAAAGUGAGGGAAGUACCAUCAAGACUGUUUCACGGAAACCCGAAGUUAACGCACAUUUACAUUAGAAACAAUGCACUGGAAACACUCGAAGCUUCCCAUUUUCCAAUAGACACGCUUCAAGAACUCGAAAUAUCCGGCAAUCCAUUUGCUUGCAACUGUUCUUUAUUAUGGCUUUGGAAAUUAGGAAGGAACAGUGAAAUACGUGGUAAAAAGUCUGACAAUACAAGUGCCAUACUUAAAAUAGAUUACGAAGAUGUAAAAUGUUCUUCACCGGGACAUUUGAAAGGUGUUUUAUUUGUACAAAUUCCAGAAUCUGAAUUUGGAUGCUCAAAUGGAUGGGUGGUAGUCGCGGUUGUGGUGCUAACUGUAAGUAUAAUUAUAAGUGUGGUCGGGGGGGUAUUGUAUUUCAUGGGUCCGCUAAAACGAUGUAAAGGUGAUAAAUCAAAGCAAGUAAUGACGAGUGUCAUGUUAAAUGGCGAUGUAUCGAAAAUAGGAAACGGCUUAGGUUAUUCCACGCGUAGUAGAGAACAAGAGACAAAGAGAGACGUCGACCGAUAUCUUAUGAUCGGAUCAACGGUCACAAAUAACUUUCAUUCAUUAAAUCCACCGUGGAACAGUGUUGACAAAAGUCCUUAUUAUCAAGAAGAUAGCGAAGAGCAUAUUUAUCAACAGUUUGCGUAUGAAACAAUACCUCACCAUAGGACCCCAGAGAAACCGCACAUAGUGUACGUUUAACAAAAGUUUUAUACAACGGACAAUUUGAAAAACGUAUUUUCAUGGCUUCGUCGCAUUAUGAAGGACAUUUAAAAUAUGAUAGUGUUCGACGGAGUCAAUGAUUUCUGCAAUAAUGUAAAUAGUGAUGUUUAAAAUUGUAAUAUGUGAUAGCUUUGUACAUAGAUAUGUAAAUAUAAAUAAUUUUUACUGAUAAAGACAAUCUCGAUUUUGUAAUAAAAUUAUUUAGUAAUAUUGUAUCCUUGAUCCUCGAAUUAUUUCGCCAAUUAUUGUAAUGAUGCAUUAUAAGUGAAAGAGGUAGAGCAGUAUGAUGGCAAUAACACAAUGGCAAUAAAAAAAAAUAUUUUAAGUAACCACAAUAAUUAAAAUACAUGAUAAAUACACACAAUAAUAAUACGGUCAAGCCCAAGCGUGUGUGCAAACUAUGCAACUCAAUUAAGGCUAAGUUACACAAAGCAAGUUUCCCUAGACUACAAAAUCACCAUGAUGUCAAUAAUUAUAUUUACAAAUACUACAUACAAUAGUUCAGUGUAUUAAAAAUAGAUGUUAAAUUUGUGUAUUUUGUCUGUAAGAACAUGAUCACCCAAACGUAGCGAAUUGGUGUGUUUAUCACAGCUCAAAUUAGCCAAUUAUCCAACUAUUGACAUGGAUGCCUCUUUUUGACUAACAUCACCCUGUUCAUUGUACUCGUAUCUACCUCUCUUCACUUAUAAGAUUAAUAUAGAAGUGUCUGAUUGAAAAUAAAAAUAGGUAAACUGAAUGAAGUGCAGACGUGACUUAAUGUACAGAUAUUAUAUAUCUAGAUCGUUUUGUUUUCUAGUUCCUCUCCCUUAUGAAUCCAUUUGUAAAGAUAUUUAAAAAAGUCAUGUCAUGUAUGUAAUUAUAUGGACGAAUACUCAUGUAUAAUUGCAUAGUUAGGUAUACAUAUAUUUUCAGAAUUAGAACACCAAACUUAAUGAGAACUUUGUACAAAUAAUUAUGAGCAAUAUAGGGUUACUAAUUUCAAAUACUAUAAUAAUAUGUUAAUUUUUAUUAAAGCAUUGUUAUAGCGUAAAUCGUAUUUAGUGAAGAAAGGUAACAGAAUGAAUUAAUCUGUUUUUGAGUACUGCUUAGUAAAACAUAGCCUAUCUACACAGCACACGACACUAGAACAUUUGUUUAUAUUUAGUAAGAGGACACCAUUUACAGUAUUUAUUUUGAAAUUAACAUUGUACUUUAAAUACUACAAAUAUACGAAAAUUAAAGAUUUGAUUGUUUAUACGUGCUAAUCUUUGGAAACUACUGUAAUUUUGAUUAGAGUAUUUUUUCAAUAAAAAUCCAUCAAGUUAUAUUCAUUUUCAUUGUCAACCCAUCUUCGGCUCACUGCUGAGCUCAAAUCUCUCAGAAUCAGAGGGGUUAGGUUAAUAGUCCACCACGCUGGCCCUAUGCGGAUUGGCAGACUUCACAUACGCAAAGAAUUAAGAAAAUUCUCUGGUAUGCUAUUAAGAACUAUUAUUUAUUUAUUUUUACUUUCACGGAAGAUAACCAGGCCAACUAUUAAGUGUAAAUCAGCGUUAAUAUGCAAUUUGUACACGUACAAAAUUUGUAUUUGAAAACAUAAUUUUCCAAGUUAAAUAAAAAAAAGCAAAAUUCAAAUAUUUCUAUUAGGCUAGUUUACAAGCACUUUGAAAACGACAAGUUGUGUCAUGAUAUAAUGGUGGUAGUUAAAGGCGAAAACUUAAAAUUAAAGUUACGAGGUUGCAAACGAGAAGAUAUUAUAUGAUCAGAUAGUCUGCAAUUUUUUCUGAUUUAUUGUAUACUUUGUAUGAAUUUUUUAAAUAACAAAUGUUCUAGUGUGUCCACAAUUUAUCGUAAAUAAUAUACAUAAUAUGAACCAGUUGCUCUGAUGGUGAGGGGUACAAAUGAAAUAAGGACAUUAUUUAUUGGCUAUUUUUGUAGGUUCAUUUCAAGAGACUUUAUUUGAAAUAUUAUGUUGGAAAGAUAUUAAAUUAAUAUUUUUAUACUUAGGGAAUAUUAAUUGUAUGUUCUGUAUGGUUCUCAGUUUCUAGCUAGACGCAAAUUUGCCUAUACGUUACGCGUAAGCGCCUAAGCCAUUAAACAGAAUUAUUUAUAAUGUCUUUCACCAAAGGAAAGCUACAUUAUCAGCGAGAAAUAUAUGCUAUAUUUUAUCCCAGUGUUUCUAAGGAAACGGUUAAUAUAUUUAUCCUAAUGUUUGUACGGGAACGGUUAACAAAUAAUUCAAUAACAAUGCCUAACAUAAUCUAUUCGUAUUAUAGCUAGAAACUUAGGACCAUGCUCGAUAAAAAUAAUAGCUAAAAAUUAACCUUGCAGUAUACUUUUUUCUAUAUAUUAUCUCAUAUACGUUUCAUAAAACUAUGCCUACUUCAUAACCAACAUUAUACCUAUUCAGUCGAUAGUACAGUCAUAGUGAUAGUGUAAGACUAUUUAUACAUACUUACUACUUUUAAACUUUUGUUAUGAAACUUAUUUAAAUAUAUAAUGCAUUGAAACAAACGACAAAUAAACAAUUAAAACAUU
This is a messenger RNA of Bicyclus anynana (squinting bush brown), 5483 nucleotides long. RefSeq names its product tsukushi. The coding region runs from base 1218 to 2948 and encodes 576 amino acids. Gene Ontology annotation, cellular component: extracellular matrix. The transcript is spliced from 5 exons. Gene Ontology annotation, molecular function: protein binding. NCBI's taxonomy places the organism in Eukaryota, Metazoa, Arthropoda, Insecta, Lepidoptera, Nymphalidae. The record is from RefSeq and is a predicted model, not a curated record.